UUUUAUUUUGAAACACCCGGAUGGUUCAGCUACGGCGGAAACAAAGCCACCGAACAUCCGUGGAAACACGUCGAACGGUUUGAGUAAAUUUUCGAUGAUCGGAUUAUUAACAAUCAUCCAACACUGUUCGUGUGUGUGUGUGUGUGUGUUUCUGCUAAAAUUACGUCACUCUUCAUCACAUCGGUGUUAGCUCCUGUUGCUGUUAGCCUAGCCAAGCUCAGUCGCGUUAGCAGGGUUUUGCCCGGUCCCGCGUGUUCGGUACCAGAACCGUGUGAACCAUGGGAGCCCACCGCAGUGAGGGGGGCAGGGACUGGUUGCAGCAGGACGGACAGGAGCAGGAGCGAGGACCCGGAGCGAACCCGUGGAACAUGAUGAUCAAACACAGACAGAUCCACAGACGCGGACGUCGCUCUCACAUGACCGUCAGUUACACAGAUCCUCAGAUGUCCAUGGACUUGUUGAGGGCGGUGCUUCAGCCCAGCUUUAAUGAUGACAUCAUGGCUGUGUUCAGGAAGUACCAGAAAUUCUUUGAAAAAGCAGCACAGAAUGUGAAAGAAAAUGUGGGUGAUGACGUUCAGACCGAUCAGCUGAUCAAAGACACCUGCCGGAACGUUCUGGAACAUGCUAAACAGCUGUUUCCAGAGGGCGAUGUAAAGAAGUCGGGGCCAGAGAUGACCAUCAAGAGGUCCAGACCUAUUGAUGAAGACUACAUUCAGAGAGGAAGUCCGCUCCUCAAGAAGAGAAAGACUCGUCCUGCUGCGUCGCUUGCUUCCUCUGAUCGACCUCUGACCUUUUCUCAAGCAAAGCCGAAGCCUGAGCCAGUGAAGAGGGAAGGGCCAAAGUGGGAUCCCUCCAGACUCAGUGACAGCAGUACAUUUGUUCUCGGCUCCAGAGCAAACAAGGCUCUGGGAAUGGGCGGGACCAGAGGACGGAUUUACAUCAAACACGCUGACCUCUUCAAGUACGCUGCAGAUGCAAAGGACAAACAGUGGUUAGCAGAGCGUCACCACAUGAGGGCAACAGGAGGAAAAAUGGCAUACCUGCUGAUUGAAGACGACAUCCAGGAUCUGUCUCACAGUGAUGAGUAUAAAGACUGUCCAGAUGUCAAGAUGGAUGAGAUGAAGCCAUUCACUGUUCCUUCUUGGAUGGUGGAGAAGAUGAAGAGAGCUAUGGAGGCACAGAGAGAUGCUGACCUGUGACCCCGCCCCUAAUGUCCCCAUCAUGUCUUCUGAUUGGUUCCUCAUGUUUGUUUUUCACCAUUUAAAAAAAUAUAUAUAUUAAAAAUUGUCUGACACAAAGAUGCUUGUUUGACAUCUGUUCAACCGGGUCAGAC
This is a messenger RNA of Solea senegalensis (Senegalese sole), 1333 nucleotides long. It is a transcript of the gene dnttip1, whose product is annotated as deoxynucleotidyltransferase terminal-interacting protein 1. The transcript is spliced from 13 exons. Gene Ontology annotation, cellular component: nucleus. Gene Ontology annotation, molecular function: DNA binding; nucleosome binding. The record is from RefSeq and is a predicted model, not a curated record. NCBI's taxonomy places the organism in Eukaryota, Metazoa, Chordata, Actinopteri, Pleuronectiformes, Soleidae. The coding region runs from base 279 to 1199 and encodes 306 amino acids.